Molecule: messenger RNA, 1812 nt
Organism: Rotaria sp. Silwood1
Lineage: Eukaryota; Metazoa; Rotifera; Eurotatoria; Philodinida; Philodinidae
Source: the annotation of a GenBank genome assembly
AUGAUACAUAUGGAAGAAUCAAAUCAAAAAGUAAAAAAACAACGACAACAAACUAAUAUGCGUUCAAUAAUAAAUUUUUUACAAGGUGUUGCAUUUACAUUAUUUAUAUUCGCUAUUAUACUUUCUAUUUAUUUAAUAAGUAUUUAUUCUGCUCGUCUUAAACCAUUAGAUACUUAUGCUAUUGUAUUUGAUGCUGGUAGUUCACAUACAGAAAUGUUUGUUUAUUAUUGGCCAGCUGAUAAAUCUGAUGGUUUAGGUACAACAUCAACAGUUAAUGAAUAUUUUGUUUGUCCAUUAAUAAGUAUAAUUAUAAAUGAUACAACAAAACCAGGCGAAUUAAUUAAACUUAAAGCAAUAUCUGAUUUUGAACAACAUCUUGAGUAUUUAGAUGAUUAUUUUCAACCUUGUUUAACAAAAGCUAUAUCAAAAAUUCCAUCAAAUCGUCAUAAAUUUUCACCUAUUUUUCUUGGUGCAACAGCUGGUAUGCGUUUAGCACGAUUACGUAAUGUAACAAAAUCAUUACAAGUAUUAGAAACAAUACGUGAAAUAUUUUCAAAUUCACCAUUUCAAUUUGUUGUUGCUCGUCAAGUACGAAUAUUAACUGGUAUAGAAGAAGCUAUUGAUGGUUGGAUAACAACAAAUAUAUUAUUAGAAAACUUUAAACAUCGACAUUCAAAAAAGAAACAAUUAGAACAUUCAUCUUCACAAAUUGAAUUUGAUUCUGAUAUGGUUGGUGUACUUGAUUUAGGUGGUGCUUCAACACAAGUUACAUUUACUUAUAAAAAUGAUAAUAAUACUGAACAAGUUCCUGAUGAAUUUACAACAAAUAUUACAUUAUUCGAUACUGUUUAUAGUCCAUAUGCACAUAGUUAUUUAUGUUGGGGUAAAAAUGAAGCAUUAAGACGUUAUCGAGCUCGUCUUCUUAAUGCUGCACUUGAUACAAAACGAUUACAUUUACCAAAUUUAAAAUAUAUUUCUAUUGCUGAUCCAUGUUUAGCUCGUGGUGCAAAUGAUACAUUAACAGUAAAUAGUCUAUUUCGUUCACCAUGUACAAUUAAUGAAAAACAAAUAUAUAUUAAAUAUACAAAUAUAUCAUUAUUUAAAUUUACUGGAACAGGAAAUGCUAGCCAAUGUCGACAAAAUCUUUUACAUUUAUUUGAUGCUAAACGUAAUGAUAAAACAGCUAAUUGUUCAUUUACAAAAGAAUAUUGUACAUUUGAUCAUACAUUUCAACCAAAAAUACCUGAAAAUUUAAAAUUUAUUGGUUUAUCUGGAUAUUAUUAUGUAUUUAAUAAUCUUGCUCAUGGUAUGGUAAAACCCGAAGAAUCAACAACUGAACGAUAUAAACUUCGAGAUUUUCCACAAGAUAUUAUUGCUAAACGUCUUGUCAAUGUUUGUGAAACAAGUUAUGAAUUACUUUAUAAACAAGAAUCUAUGACACCACAAAAUGAACAACAUAAACGAGGUUUAUGUUUUGAUGCAUGGUAUAUGUGGCUUUUAUUAACAUAUGCUAUUGGUUUUAAACAAAAUGAUUUACAACGUUUAAGUUUUGCUAAUACAUUUCCAACAGGCAAAGUUGGUUGGACACUUGGUUAUAUGAUAAAUCAAACAAAUUACAUUCCAGCUGAAUUUCGAGAACAAAAAAUAAAUAGAUCUAAUUUUAUAAGUUGGUUUUCAAGUUCAUUAGCAAUUGCAAUAAUUACAUUAAUAUUUCUUCUACUUACAUGUUAUAUAUGUUGUAGAAAACGAUCAACAAUUGUAUCAAGAAGUAAAGAUGGUUAUAUUAAACCAAUUGAACAAGCAAAUGUUUAA